Messenger RNA from Notothenia coriiceps (black rockcod), 2801 nucleotides. RefSeq names its product phosphatidylinositol glycan anchor biosynthesis class U protein-like. The record is from RefSeq and is a predicted model, not a curated record. Gene Ontology annotation, cellular component: membrane; GPI-anchor transamidase complex. The transcript is spliced from 8 exons. Gene Ontology annotation, biological process: attachment of GPI anchor to protein. Lineage: Eukaryota; Metazoa; Chordata; Actinopteri; Perciformes; Nototheniidae. The annotation marks the transcript as partial.
CCUUUGAUGUGUCACAGUCUUAUAAAUCCCACCUGCGCAACUGCGUUAACAGCGGAAUACGGGGUUCUUAUCAGUACAGUGUCGUUGUAUCCUCUCCCUGUUUCUCUUUUGAUUGUGUUGUCUCUUCUCAUAGUUACCUGUUGAACCCGUUCACCAUCCUGUCCUGCGUGGCCAAGUCGACCUGCGGCCUGAACAACGCCGUCCUCUCCCUCUUCAUCCUCUCCACAGUCAAAGGAAAUGUGUUGCUGAGUGCUAUAUUUCUGUCCUUGGCCACGUACCAGUCCAUCUAUCCUCUCACUCUGUGCGCCUCAGCGCUGCUCUAUCUGAUGCAGCGUCAGUACAUCCCGGUGAACUUCAGGCGUGCCAGCUUCUGGUGGUUCAUCGUUCAGUACGCCUUCAUGUACCUGGGCAGCCUCUUCGUCAUCGUCUGCCUCUCCUUCUUCCUGCUCGGCUCCUGGGACUUCCUGCCGUCUGUCUACGGCUUCAUCCUCUCAGUUCCGGACCUGACCCCCAACAUCGGCCUCUUCUGGUAUUUCUUCGCUGAGAUGUUUGAACACUUCCGCCUCUUCUUCCUCUGCGUUUUCCAGAUCAAUGUCUUCUUCUACACCAUCCCUCUGUCCAUCAAACUCAAGGAGCAUCCAGUGUUUCUCAUCUUCAUGCAGUUGGCUGUGAUCUCCAUCUUUAAGUCCUACCCCACUGUGGGAGACAUCGCUCUCUACAUGGCCUUCCUGCCUGUGUGGAGUCACCUGCACAGAUUCCUGAGGAACAUCUUCCUGGUGUGCUGCGUGCUGCUCACCUGCUCCGCUCUGUUCCCGGUUCUCUGGCACCUCUGGAUCUAUGCCGGCAGCGCCAACUCCAACUUCUACUACGCCAUCACACUGCUGUUUAACGUGGCACAGAUUCUGCUGGUGUCAGAUUAUUUCUACGCCUUCUUGAGGAGGGAACACCAUCUCUGCUAUGGACUGUAUCUGAAGAGGAAAGAUGGCUCUGAGGCUACCUUGGUCCUUAAAUAAAACACACAUAACUAUACACACAUUCACAAACACAUCACCACCUGGCUGGCAGCCUCCAGGAAGGGAGAAACGGCUCGGGGUCUCUUUUAUCCUCAAAGGGAACAAACAAGCUGCGGAGGAUGAAAGCCUUUCAGAGCCACGCUCAGACAGAACCUUCAGACAAAUGCAGAAAGUGUGUCUGAUUCAACCUCAUAUGCAAAAAAAGCCACAACAUGUCACAUGACUGAGAUUCUGAGAUGGGAUGUAGAAAUCUUGCUCCUGCCAUGUGAAACAAACAACACCAACUAAACAUCUCUUUACUAUUCCUCCUCUGGAGCGCCUUACUUUGGAAGCUGCGCCCUGGAAGGAUGGCUUUUAUUAUGAAGCCUUUCAAAAUAAUCUUGUUUUGACACUCCUCAUUUUGGACGGCUUUUUUUCUUUUGAAGCAACAACUUUACGCAUCAUUUUUUCUCCUGUAGGGAAACGUCAAUCGUGUUGCUGGGGAUUUUAUUUUGAAGCCCUUUUUUUCUUUAAAUACUAUGAAAAUGUGGGAACCGGCCUCUGUUUGGAUCAUUCCGGACAUCAAGCUUUCCCAUAUACAUUUUAAUUAGGAAAGAUUGAGAAUUGGUGUCUAAAAAUGUCCAUUUAUCUCUGUUGUCCCUCUAUUUCUAAACAAUUUUUUUUUUUUACAAUCUUUUUUACAAUCUUACAGCUGUCUUUCUUCUAAUACCUAGUGAAGAAAUUCAAUACCAAGUAAAAACUAACUCUAACUUCAUCAUGGUACAUAACAACACUCCUUUAACUGUAAUAGUUUCAAAACUGAGAAUUUGUCUAAAGAAGUUUUUUUAAAAGUUCCUAUUACCUGACAAAGACAACAUUGAAUGUGAAAAAAAGAAAACACUAAUCUAAUUAAUUAACUAGUUAUCAAUUAGUAGAUAAGCAUUUAGUCUGAAAGGGUAAAAAGAUACAUGUAAAAACUUCAGCUGUCUUGGUCAAUUAAAAUUAUAAAAACACAAGUUUACAGUACAUUCAUAUAAGACAAAGAAAAGCAGGAACUCUCAAUUGAUAGGCUAUAGUACGAGAAUAUUGGAAAUGCUUCACUUUGGGAACAUAUCUGAAAUGAUUAAUGGAUUCAUGCAAUAGUUAAUUUAAAUAGUAUAAUAUUUCUGUCAAUGUAUUCAUUUGCUCUAAAUGAAAAAUGUCUGCCUUGAAUAGAAGCUCCUGACAUACAUUUACUAAAUCUUUCUUUAUGGAUUACAUUCCCACACCCUUAAAAUAAGCCUUAACCUGCCUGGAAAAAUUGUUGUAAAGAUUGCUUACAGAUUAAUGUUUUCCUUUUUGAUAAUUGUGAAAAUAAUUAUAUGUCACAAGAAAUCUCACAUAAAAAGACCCACUCAAAUCAUUUCUACGUCAACGAGCAAAAAGGCUUCUUAUUGUAAACUUGUUUUCAUGGGAAAUGAAUUUCGGAUUACUGUACAAGAACAUCAACAUUUAUAACUGAGAAUCACUUACAAAGAUACACGUUUUUUAAAACCACUUUGAUACCGAUGAGUGAAAAGUCAUUUAUGAUAUUUAUUUAUUUGAUGCACUAAGACUUUGCAAAUAUAUUUAAUUUGUUUCAUUUGAUUCUUUUGUUUUAUUUUAAGAAAAAGGAGUUCUACUGUUUUGAUACUGUAUAUAUAUUAUUUUUGUUUUGUUACUUAUAUUAAAAUGCAAGGUUUGAAAGGGGCUAUGUUAUAUUUGAUGAAUGAGUGAACAUGUCAUAAAUAAUGAUUAUUAAAUUUGAGGUGUUGGUAUUUGGUCUCCUGU